CAAAAACCGAAAACUAAAUAAAUAAAUGAAAGAAAACAUUGGUUAACGGUCAAGUGAAAUUUAUUACAUUCUACAAAUGAGACAAGAACAACAAGAAAAUGCAGAACCCCAAGGAAAUUCUAAAGGAAAAAUAACCAAACCAGAAUUGUUUUGAAAAUUGAAAUAUUAAAGAAAGCAAAGAGAAAAAUAAGCAAAAAAAAAAAAAAACGCACGAAAAGUGUUACAAAGAGAAACACUAAUAGAGUAAAAGAGAAGGUGAAAACAAAUACAUAGAAACCAUGGCAAAUAGACGACAACGAAGUUUGGAACAAAGUUGUUCCCUUCUGGUCCUGCAAAUCCUAUUUCUACUACUAUGCAGAGAAUCCGUGGAAUGCCUGACAAUGACCGAAAUCAAGAUACCCAAGCAUAUAAUGCGACACGAAGAUGCCACUUUGGGUUGCAAAUUCGAUUUGGAUGGCGAGAGUUUAUAUUCGGUAAAAUGGUAUAAGGACGGCUUUGAAUUCUAUCGCUAUGUGCCAAGGGAUCUGCCACCCGGUCAGGUAUUCCCCUUGCCAGGAGUUGAUGUUGAGUUGCAAAAUUCAACGGACGUGGUUGUUGUCCUGCGCUCCGUGAGCCUUCAGUCGACUGGUCGCUAUCGCUGCGAAGUGUCCGGUGAGGCGCCUUCGUUUCAGACAGUUUCCGGUCACGAGGACAUGAUUGUUGUGGUCCAACCGAAGCAUGGACCACAAAUCACCGGGGGGCAGCCGCGGUAUCAAAUUGGCGACAUGGUGCGCGUCAAUUGCACUUCGGCCGCAUCGAAGCCCGUUUGCCAUCUCAGCUGGCUGAUUAACGGUAUGCAUGUAAAUCGCUCCCUACUGCGAUCCUAUGAGCCAUUGAUUGUGGGCAGAGAAGGACUGGAAGUGGCACGCCUUGGCCUGGAGUUUCGUGUCCGUGGAUGACAUUUCAAGCAUGGCGACAUGAAGUUGAAGUGUGUCGCCAAAAUCUCCUCAGUCUAUUGGCAAAGUAACGAGGAGAGUGUGGAAAGUGACAAACAUCAACGGAUACCUGUGCUAGAGUCAAGGGAAACCGUUAUACCAAAGUCACGGCAUCUAGAGAAAUCCCAGCCCCUGGAAGAGAAACAUCUAAAGAAGAGUCGUCGUCCAGCAGCCGCAACCUCAGUUGCCUCCGCCGCAGCCGCUGCCGCAGAAGCUGCGGCUGGUACUGCCGCAGCAUCCAGUGCAUCAUCAUCAUCGUGUGGCUCAUCUGUGCCCUGGUCACGCAUAUUAGCUUCCAAAUCAAUUGCACGCAUUUCGCUCUACGCAUUGCCCGUCCUAAUAGCAUUUCUCUGUACUAGCUGGACCUCAUCUAUUCCGGCCAAAUGGAGCAGUUGCCAGAGCCAACAACGACACCGACGCCGGCGCCUGUCGACCCAAUUAGUACUCAGCACAGUUUCAUACAGAUAACAAUUAACGAAGAUGUAUGAGGACAGCGGUUGGAAUCCGACAGCAUUGGAGAUUUACCAGAAUGCUUUGUAAAUAUCUUUGAUAGUAAUUCUCCCUCAAAAUAUAAUUGAAAUCACAUCAAGUAUACGCCAUGUGUAGGGCACGCUAAUAUAUAUUGUAUAUAAUCUAAUUUAGCUUUCCAUUUGAUGUUAGUAUUACGUACAAUUGUUCCUCUUUGGGCUUUUUGCUUAGUCUUUAACAAAAUGCUCAAAGGUGUUUGCAGAAAAAAAGGCAAAGAAAAAAAUAAGCAUAAAAAUAAAAUUGGAUAAGAUAGAUGAAAAUAUAUACAGAAAUACGUAUGUUGAAUGUAUAGAAAACUUGAUUAGCCAAAUAUUGUACAAGUUCAAAUCAAACUAGUCAUGACAAUGGACUAAAAUCGAUAAGUACUUGAUAUUAGCAUGGGGAAAGAAAACUAUCUAAUCAUACAUUUCAUGUAUCAAUUGUAAAACUACAUAUAUGUUUGUUAAAUUAGAAUAAAACAUCUAGUUUAAGCCUUCGAUUAGCUUAAGUGCAUAACUAAAUGUUGUAAGGCCAAAAGUUGAACUACUUAAGAAGUUCAAUGCAAAAGUUUUGUAUGGGAUUUUAGUUGAAUGUGAAAUGAAAACCAGGAAAUUUUUUAUUUGUCCCAGCAUCCAAUAAAUAAACUAAUACACGAAACUAAGUUAUUCUUAAUCUCUUGCAAAAAUGAUUCAGAAAUUAAGUUACAAAUAAAUGGCUAGUUUUUGUGUUUAUUUUAAAAUAAAAAUAAAAACUCGACUGUAUCCAUAUUUUCGUUUUUCAGAAUAGUUCUACAACCAAGAUAAUUGAUAAAAAGAAAUUAAUACUAAAACUGAAAAGCUUCACAAAGACUUUAAAGCUAAUUCAAUUCCUUAAGUUGUUUCAUCUACUAAUAACAAAAUAGAAACAAUCAUCAUAAUCCAAUUGCAAGUAAUUCGAUUACUUGAAUUUGAUUCCACAUUUAGUUUAAAUUUUAUUUUUGACCAAAUCCAAGCAAAGUUUUAGAUUCUGUGCCC
This is a messenger RNA of Drosophila willistoni, 2494 nucleotides long. RefSeq lists its product as uncharacterized. Lineage: Eukaryota; Metazoa; Arthropoda; Insecta; Diptera; Drosophilidae. The coding region runs from base 279 to 938 and encodes 219 amino acids. The transcript is spliced from 6 exons. The record is from RefSeq and is a predicted model, not a curated record.